UUCAAAGUAAGUUAAUGACAGCGUGGCCGUAAUUUAGCCAAAAAAGUGGUCAUAAAUCUUCAAUUAAUCAUGCCUUCCGUAACGGUUAAAGAUGUUGACCAAGCCAAGUUUGUCACGGCUUUUGCUGCAUUCCUCAAAAUGUCUGGUAAAAUGAAGGUCCCUGAAUGGGUCGACCUCGUCAAAACAGCCAAAUUCAAGGAACUGGCUCCUUAUGAUGAGGACUGGUAUUUUACCAGGUGUUCUGCCAUUGCCAGGCAUCUUUACAUCAGAGCACCCAUUGGUGUCCGAACCACACAAAAGAUUUUCGGAGGCCGCAAGCGCAACGGUGUGUGCCCGUCGCACUUCUGCAGAAGCUCCGGAUCCGUGGCCAGGAAGGCCCUGCAGUCCCUGGAGCAGUUGAAGCUGGUUGAGAAGACUCCCGAUGGUGGCCGUCGCCUCACCUCCCAGGGCAGGCGAGACUUGGACCGCAUUGCUGCCCAGGUCAAGGCGAAGAAAUAAUCACUUCUCUUAUAAAUAAAAAUUAUUUCGUAAAAUUAAAAUAAU
This is a messenger RNA of Neocloeon triangulifer, 543 nucleotides long. It is a transcript of the gene RpS19a, whose product is annotated as small ribosomal subunit protein eS19. Lineage: Eukaryota; Metazoa; Arthropoda; Insecta; Ephemeroptera; Baetidae. The coding region runs from base 70 to 498 and encodes 142 amino acids. The record is from RefSeq and is a predicted model, not a curated record. Gene Ontology annotation, molecular function: structural constituent of ribosome; RNA binding. Gene Ontology annotation, biological process: ribosomal small subunit assembly; translation. Gene Ontology annotation, cellular component: cytosolic small ribosomal subunit; ribosome. The transcript is spliced from 4 exons.